Nanorana parkeri is the source of this 1280-nucleotide messenger RNA. RefSeq names its product hydroxysteroid 17-beta dehydrogenase 7 (gene HSD17B7). Lineage: Eukaryota; Metazoa; Chordata; Amphibia; Anura; Dicroglossidae. The record is from RefSeq and is a predicted model, not a curated record. The transcript is spliced from 9 exons. Gene Ontology annotation, cellular component: endoplasmic reticulum membrane. Gene Ontology annotation, molecular function: 3-beta-hydroxysteroid 3-dehydrogenase (NADP+) activity; 5-alpha-androstane-3-beta,17-beta-diol dehydrogenase (NADP+) activity; estradiol 17-beta-dehydrogenase [NAD(P)+] activity. Bases 258 to 1247 code for a protein of 329 amino acids. Gene Ontology annotation, biological process: cholesterol biosynthetic process.
UCGUGCGAUUCUCUCCUGACAAUCGCGCUGGCGUAUAGCACUGGGCACGCCCCCCGGAAGUAGAGGCUCGCACGAUCUAAUUCAUAGUAAGGGCGAGGGUCCCUUGUGGAAUGGUAGGGACCCAGCGAGGGAUAGGGCAAAGCGGCUUCUCGUGCUUGAAACUCCGCCCAUAGUCCGUCUAGCUCCUCCCUUUGUCGUAGUGGUCGGUUCACGUUGCUCAUUUGUGCUUGACAGUGCGGAUCUGACUUGUCACCGAGAUGAGGAAGGUUGUAGUAGUCACCGGAGCAAACAGUGGUAUUGGUUUGGCUCUUUGUGAGAGGCUCCUCUCUGAAGAUGAUCAAGUUCGCUUAUGCUUGGCAUGCAGAAAUAUGCAGAGGGCUGAGGCUGCCCGUUCCGCUCUGCGGUCAUCCCAUCCAUCAGCUGAUGUAAGCAUCCUACAAGUUGAUGUGGGGAAUCUUAAGUCUGUGGUAGAAGGAGCAAAAGCUCUGAGAGAAAGAUAUCAACGCAUAGACUACUUGUAUCUCAAUGCUGGAAUAAUGCCUAAUCCACGGAUAUGUUUAAAAGCUUUCAUCAAAGGUCUCUUCUCUAGAAAUGUCAUCAGCAUGUUUACAACAGGAGAAGGCCUCCUAACCCAGGAGGACAGAGUGACAGAGGAUGGUUUACGGGACGUUUUUGAGACCAAUGUGUUUGGGCACUUUAUACUGAUUAAAGAAGUUGAGUCUCUGCUGUGUCACACAGACCAUCCUUCCCAGGUUAUUUGGACUUCAUCUAGUAAUGCAAGAAAAUCUGCCUUCAGCCUCAAUGACUAUCAGCACAGCCAGGGACAAGAAUCCUACAGCUCUUCAAAAUAUGCUACUGAUUUGUUGAGUGUUGCUUUAAAUAAGAACUACAACAGAGAGGGCAUUUAUUCUAGUGUGGUGUGUCCUGGACUUGUUAUGACAAAUCUUACAUACGGGAUCUUGCCUUCAUUCUUCUGGACUUUAAUCAUGCCAAUUAUGUGGCUGAUCCGAGUGUUUACAAAUUCUUUCACUAUUUCACCAUAUAAUGCAGCAGAGGCUCUGUUGUGGUUAUUUAAUCAAAAACCAGAAUCUCUCAACCCCCUGGUGAAAUAUCACAGCUGCACAUCUGGAUUAGGCAACAGUUAUGUUCAAGCUGCAAAGAUGGACCUUGAUGUGGCAAGCAGUGACUUGUUUUAUAAAAAGCUUCUAGAGUUGGAAAAGCACAUUCGAAGCACGUUAAAGUUAUAAUAGGAAAUGCAUGAAAGCAAGUAAAAUCAAGAC